Tachysurus fulvidraco (yellow catfish) is the source of this 4221-nucleotide messenger RNA. It is a transcript of the gene fbrsl1, whose product is annotated as fibrosin-like 1. Bases 896 to 3214 code for a protein of 772 amino acids. NCBI's taxonomy places the organism in Eukaryota, Metazoa, Chordata, Actinopteri, Siluriformes, Bagridae. The record is from RefSeq and is a predicted model, not a curated record. The transcript is spliced from 17 exons.
GAGGAACAGCUCGGUAAAGCUGAACGGCAGCAGGAAAGAGAGGAGGUGGGGGACAGCGGCCUCUGUUAAACGGCAGAAACCAGCAGAGGAGGAAAAGGAGGAGGAAGUGAAGGAUGAGGUGGAGGAAAAUGGCUUUGACCUGCCCAACAACACGGAGCACACACAGGAGAGACUGCUGCAGAGAACCUACUCGAACAAGAACAAACGGUUUAAAAGUGUCUUCAAUCAGACGACGAGGUCAGUGACAGAGACCAAAGUUCCUGAUGUGAACUCUACAGACAAGCGGAGCAUCUCCAAGGACCGCCUCAGUGAGUGUGACAGUGAGAGUGACAUCGACGACAAGGCGUCUGAUGUGGGAUCGGAGAACUUCUUUUCCCCGACUGCACCUAAAGCUGUGACGUCGAAUGAGAGUUUCGAAACAAAGAUCUGCAGCUCGCCUAAAAUCUCUGGCCUCCAGCGCAGCCAGGAACAGAGCACCGUUGUUUCUUUUGCCCCGCCCACAUCCAGUCCCGCCCCUACGGGCAGCCCUAUCCCUGCUGCCACGGCAACAUCCAAAUCUCCUCCUCCGAUCACCAUUAAGAAGGAAUCCACGCCGACUUCUAACCCUGACUCCGCCCCUCACUUUAUAAGAAACCAGUCAGAUCUACAGGAUCACAAAGUCACGCCUCUGAGCCACCACAGCCAACCAAUCAUCAGUCACCACCAUCCGCCGGCCACCAAUCAUCUGACGUACGGUCUCCACGACAUCAGCAACAGCCCCUUGUCACUGUCCCCCAAACACCCUCUCCCUCCUUCCCCUGCUCCCCCCCUCCCUCUCUCUAUCGCAGCACUGUCAUCUCCUCAUUACCCCCUGCGCUCCUCCUCUCAUUUAUCUCCCUUAUCACGCCAUCCGGCCAUGUUUGCCCCCCCAGCUGCCCUCCCCCCUCCUCCUGCUUUACCCACCAACAGUCUGGUGGUCCCUGGACACCCGGCCGCCACACCCUACCCAGAGCAUCAUGACCUCCUCCGGCAAGAGCUGAACAACCGCUUCCUGGUUCAGAGUUCCGAGCGUGGUCGGGGGUCGGCGCCAGGGGCGACCGGCUCGCCGUUGUCUCAAAUGUCACUCCUGAGGGCGGAGUUUCACCAACACCAGCACAUGCACCAGCAUCAGCACACGCAUCAGCACACCUUCACGCCUUUUCCCGCCAUCAUUGGGCCGCCCACUGCACCGCCCAUGGUGCGUACCGCAGCCAGAAAUUUUGACAAGUACGCUCCGAAGCUGGACAAUCCUUUCCUGAGGCAGUCGAGUUUUUUCUCCUCGUAUCCUCCAGCGAUGCCAGGAAUGCCUCCUCUCCUCCCUCACCCCGGCCCCUUCAGCUCCCUGCAAGGAGCCUUUCAACCAAAGGCCUCAAAUCCCAUUGAUGUAGCAGCGAGACCAGGAGCAGUUCCUCACACUCUUUUACAAAAAGAUCCACGGCUAACCGACCCAUUCCGGACCUCAGUGAGAAAGCCGGGGAAAUGGUGUGCGGUUCACGUACAGAUCGCCUGGCAGAUCUACCACCAUCAACAGAAGAUGAAGCAGAUGCAGAUGGAUCCUCAUAAACUGGAUAUAACUGGUAAACUGGAUUUGUUCAGCAGACCUCCGGCUCCGGGCGUGUUCCCCGGGUUUCCUUAUCCUCACGACCUCGCCAGACCUCUGUUCCCAUCUACAGGAUCCGGGCAUCAUCCAGCCACUUCACCUUAUGGCCACGCCCCUCAUCACAGCAGCUUCCUGCCUCCCGCCCAUUUGGCAGGUAAGCAUGCUUUCAGUCGCUCCAGUUCCUUUGGAAACCUCAGCAACCUUUCAGCUAACGCCUUCGGGGGGCUAGGAAACCCCACCCUCGGCUCAAACAGUGUGUUUGGACCUAAAGACGCCCCUGCACUUCCCGGGUUCAGCAGUCCGAGUCAGGACUCAUGGAACCGACUACACAGAACGCCUCCCUCCUUCCCUCAGUGGCCCAAAGUGAACGAAGGAGAGAGAAGCAGCUCAGCUAACAGCCAUGAACGGGAGAAAGAGAGGGAGAGAGAGAGAGAGAAACGGGACUCGUCUAUCGGGAAGGAUGAGAAAGACAAAGACAGGGACAGUCGCCACUCCAAUCGUUCCUCUCCUGCCUCUGCUCCUGUCAGUUAUCAGAUCAGUAACCUGAUCCGCUGCAGCAGCGGUGGAGGAAGUGAUGUAGGCCGUAACCAUGGUGAUCGUCCCCGCAGCGACCCUGAGAGGGAGGUGGCGGUGUUGUCCGAGGCGAGGGCGAAGGAUCGGAGUCGUUCACCAACAAAAGAGUGCAGUGAGCGCAGCGCCUCGUCUUCCUCUGUCGACUCAUGCAAGCCCGUCCUCCGCUCGCCGUCUCCAUUCUCCAAGAACAAAGCUGAGCCGCUGGGGAUUGUGAUGUCUGACAGGAAGCUGUCUUCACCGGGAGCACCGAUGCACAAGCUCAAAAACGACACAACCAAGAUCAAAGAGGAGCGCAAGGAACAGGACCAGGAACAGGAAGUGCUUGUGCUGGGGUCCGAGCCUCCGCCACCUCGAAAUCCCAAUCAAAACCAGGCUCCGCCUCUUCCUCCUCAUCACCAGGCUUCGCCCCCGACAAUCCCGCACUCUCUGCCGUUUGUGCACCAGAUGGGUGGGCUGAACGUGCUCGACCGUGCUCGGCUAGCUCCCUUUGUGGGCGUGGGUCACUUUGCAGCAACAGCGAAUCGUGACCGUUUUCCUCAUCCUGCCUUCUCGUGGGAUCCUUUUCGUGAGGCGUAUCGGAAUCUGGACCUGCAGCGGAGAAUGGACUUCCAAAUCCGCUCUGAGGCAGGGAACCGCUUCCCAGGGAUCUACGAGGCGGAUCGGAAUUACCGGGAGCGAGAACCCCAUGAGUACUCGCACCAGGACCACCUGAUGGAAGUGCGCAGGGAGCAGGAGAGGAUCAGGCAGCAGGCAGAGGAACGAGAGCGACUGCACUUACGUGAUGAAUUGGAACGUGCCCGACUUCACCAACUCCAUCAGUCUCCAAUGGAGGGGCACUUACCUCAUAUGCCCCCUUUUCUGCCUCAUCUAGGGGCAAUGCCGUACCGUCCGCCCCCAACUGCAGCACUCAGUGCCCCCCCACCUCUCGUCCCCUCCGUCAGGCCCAAUUCUCCGAGACGGACUACGCAAGACACGCGGGAAUUUUCCCCGUCACGUAAUCCUAAAGAGGUGGAGGCGCGAUAACGCGGCAGAGAGACUCGGGUUCACGUGCACUUAUUAUGUAUCAUUUGUACAAAAGAAUGAAUUUGUACCUCGGAUUUAAAGCACACGGUUCCGCUUGUAUUUUAUAUGGACGAGGACGAGGGCGAGGACUAAAGCGGGGACGAAUAACGAGGAGUUUGAUAUUAACAUUAAUAUAUUAAUCCAACGGCCUUUUUCUCUUUCUUUUGCGCCUUAUGAAGUGAAGAUGAGUUUGAACUUCUUUUCUUAUUUGCUUUUGUGCACUUCUGUGUACAGACCCUGUUCUUUUUUUACGGAUUAUCGUUGGAUCUGGCGUCGUCCCGUGCUUAACCCGCUGGUUGCUCUACAUGUUGUGGACGAUGUUCCUGAUGGAGAACAGGAGCAGGAACGGUACCGAGGAAGGUGCUGGACGAUAUUACAUACGCAGUUCUCUCUGUUUUUGCCUGUUUUGCUUUGCAGACGAAUAUGUAUUACGAUAUUCCCAUCGGUUUCUGUAAGUUAUUGUACAGAUCUUGUUGAUAUUAACUUCAAACAAAAGUUGGCAUUGUAAAUUUAUUAGACUUUUUAAAUGUUUCUAAAAAAAGGAAACAAAUCUGUCCAAUCAGAGGGCGGGGAGGCGUGGUCACGGGGCGAGCUGCCAUCUAUGCAAAGAGGAACCGGAAGGCUCUGAUUGGACGAUUUCUGAAACAGAGUAUUAAAGUGCGGUCUUUAGGAGGAAGGCAGAUGUCGGAGGAAGAGCGUUGCGUGUUCUCUCUGAUGAAGAGCCAAACAAAACAAAUCUACAAACCUUCUCGGUCGAACUUUACCAACUUUUCCAGACGAACUUUCAUGGCCGAAGCGAGCGGCGCCGAGCUGAUGGACCGUCUCUGUCGACCUUGUGGUGUUGUGCAGUUGUUCUUUUCUUAGAAUCUUGUAUACAGAACAAGUAGAGUUUUAGGCGUGAAAAUAAAAAAAAUUGAACAUUCAUGGUUUAAAAAUGUACGGAAUAAAGGUUGGACCUUAUAUCUGCA